Molecule: messenger RNA, 951 nt
Organism: Angiostrongylus costaricensis
Lineage: Eukaryota; Metazoa; Nematoda; Chromadorea; Rhabditida; Metastrongylidae
Source: the annotation of a GenBank genome assembly
AUGAGCGAACGUCCUCAUUGUGAUCGCCAGCCGGUUUUUUCGAAUAUAGAAAGUUUCUUCUGGUUUUUUUUUCAGGCAGAGUCAUACGUGUGUACGGCCGUGCCAUUGGAUCUAGAAAGAGAGCACUAUCUGACCGGAUAUAAAACCAAUGUCGAGUCUCACAACGCUCAUCACAUUCUCCUAUUCGGCUGUGACGAACCAGGAAGUGAUGACGAAGUCUGGGAUUGCGGAGAAAUGACGACAAUACCAGAUGGACUGGAAAGAGCACCCACCUGCAAAUCAAAUCCGGCCAUCCUUUACGCAUGGGCGAAGCAUGCUCCCGAUCUACAUCUACCCAAAGGUGUCGCGUUCCGUGUGGGCGGAGACUCUGGUAUCAACUAUCUUGUCAUGCAGGUGCACUACAUGGAAGAUCGUGAUGAACCAGAUCAAAGCGGAGUAACGGUGCAGCACACCGAAGAAAUGCAACCGAAGACUGCUGCAACAAUGCUGCUUGUUACCGGAGGACUCCUCCCACCGAAAAGUAUAGAAUCGUUCGAAACUGCUUGCGUCAUCGACGAGGACGUCGUACUACAUCCGUUCGCAUUCCGCACACAUUCGCAUCGUCACGGGGUCGAAAUCUCUGGAUGGGUUGUUAAUGAGGACGAGAACGGUGACGAUGAAUGGUUUUUAAUUGGUAAACGCAAUCCGCAGCUGCCGCAAAUGUUCGCACCAGUACAAAAUAACUCGUUGGUGAUCCGUCAAGGAGAUAUUGUUGCUGCCAGAUGUAUUCUGAAAAACGACGAAAAUCGUGUGGUAGAGAUGGGUGCGACUGCGGAGGAUGAGAUGUGCAAUCUGUACGUGAUGUACUGGACGGAUGGUGACCGGGUGCUAAGAGACAACACAUGCUUCUCUCCGGGUGCUCCGCUCUAUCAUUGGAGCUCUGAAGCCGGACUAAAUCAUAUUCCAAAAUAA